Nerophis lumbriciformis (worm pipefish) is the source of this 1541-nucleotide messenger RNA. RefSeq names its product CD276 antigen homolog. Gene Ontology annotation, cellular component: external side of plasma membrane. Gene Ontology annotation, biological process: immune response; negative regulation of T cell proliferation; positive regulation of T cell proliferation. NCBI's taxonomy places the organism in Eukaryota, Metazoa, Chordata, Actinopteri, Syngnathiformes, Syngnathidae. The record is from RefSeq and is a predicted model, not a curated record.
GACUUCAGUCAAAUCCAAUGUCAGCUGCUGGAGUGCGGCUUGCUGCCACGAAAAGGGUUCCAUCGCCGAAAGGAAAAGUGCAAGACGAUCAAACGACAUGUUUUAGGUAAACAACAAUGGCCUCUGCUAGUAUGCUGUUGUGGUUGCUGAUAGCGAUCUGUGUCAGUGGACAAACUACGAUGACCAACGCUUUCGUGAAGUUGGAAUGCAAGACAGACAACGUGGGGAAAUAUGGUCAUCAGUCAAUGUUGAAUUGUGGCAUCAUAACCUCAGAAGAGGCCAAAAAUGCAACUGUCAUGAUGGUUUAUUGGAAGAAGGACGACGACGUCCUGCUGACAUUUGAAAAUCCUGACAAUUAUUCGAAGAAGGCAAGAUUUUCCUUCACUGAGUCGUGGCUGAAGAACAUGAACGUGUCCCUGCUUAUUGCUAACAUGUCAGUGGCUGACGAGGGAGAGUACACAUGUGUGGUGAUUACUAGGAGAGGUAUGGAUGAAACCUCAACCAACCUCUAUGUCGCAGCCAGAUACAGCCAACCGACCAUCCUCUCCACCCCCAUGGAUGUCUCGCCAAAGUCACAAGUCACCUUGACCUGCAGCUCAGAAGGCUACCCAAUGGCCAGACUGGGUUGGUUUUUCGGACCCACGAGGAAGGAAAUCAGAUCCAAUAAAACCGAGGCGAAUGUGACACAAAACGGACUGUUCCACCUCUCCAGCAAGCUCAAUGUGCCGCCAGAGGAGAACGCCUCUGAGUACACCUGCGUGGUGUUCAACACCGCUGGCGGACAGUACGGCAAUGCCACACUGUUAUCCUCCAAGAAGAGUGCAAGUCUGGGAAAACCUAAACAAGGCACUGAUCUGGUCACUAAAAUAAUGGCGCCAUUGGUGGUUUUGGGCACUAUCAUCAUUGGACUGCUGCUGUGGAAGCGGAUCAGCAAGGGAUGUUUUCAAGGGUUCCGCAGAUAUCGAAAGAAAGAAGAUGCUGAGCAAGGUAAUCCAGAAGAGCAAGUUACCUUUGACCCACAAUGCGAAGAGAACUCUUGAGUGAGGAAAUGUCAAACGCCAACAUAACACCAGGAAUGAGCAGAAAUGAUUUGUAAUAAUGUGAUUGAUUAAUUGAGCCGUGAGAAACACUAACAGAGGACUAAUCAGAACUAUUGAGGAAGUAUUAAGAAAAGACACUGACGGUGCUAUAUAAGCUUUCUAUUGGACGAGGUAGUAUGAUUAUAUUAUAGGACUUAAAUAGGUCCUGCAGAUAUUCACUAAUGGCCCUAUUCUCCCAUGUGCUUAAGUGGAAAAAAAGGUGCGCAACCACUGCGCGCCUUCAUCCAAAAUGCAUGCUUUGGGUGGAGCAAGCCUUAAAGUACCAUUAGAGUUUAGGGGGGGGGUUACACAUAUGCGGUCCUCUCCAAGGUUUCUCAUAGUCAUUCACAUCGACGUCCCACUGGGGUGAAUGUCGUUGUGGCUUGUGCAGCCCUUUGAGACACUUGUGAUUUAGGGCUAUAUAAAUAAACAUUGAUCGAUUGAUUGAUAAACAUGACAAAA